CAGGACGCGCGCAGCGAGCUGCAGCAGAACGCGUCAAGGACUUUCCGAUCUCGCGGCUCGCCGAGGCGAGGGGCAACCUGCAGGCGCAGCUCGCCGGCGCCCAGCGCGCCGCGCGGCAGCGGGCGGCCCAGGCCGCGGAGUGGCAGGCGAAGGCCGCCGCCCUCGAGCAGGCGGCCCGGCGGCAGGCCAGCGAGGGCAAGAACACGGCCAAGGUGCUGAGGGAGAACCAGCGCCUGCGUCAGGAU
Molecule: messenger RNA, 245 nt
Organism: Prorocentrum cordatum
Lineage: Eukaryota; Dinophyceae; Prorocentrales; Prorocentraceae
Source: the annotation of a GenBank genome assembly